AUGGUCCUGUCGCGUGAAGGUAAGCCGUUUUUGAAUUUGUUGCUAGUUUGCAAAACAAAAUCAUCAAGUUUUGUCGAUAUGGAAUUUGCAUAGGAAAAGGGUUCAAAGCGUGAAGGGAAUAUCUUCAUGAAUUUUGGACAAGUUUAGAUCGGAACUUCUGAGGGUAUACACAAGUAUAACUAGUGUAAUUUUCCAAUUGCUCGUUAUUUUUGCAAGCCUUGUUAAUAGUAUGGGAAAAAAUCAAUUUGUUAUCCAUGCAAACGGUUUUUGAAAAAAAAAAUUAAAGAAAUCUCUUGAAAAACGGUCCACUUCUAUUUGUCAUCCAGUUUCCAAAAACAACUUGAUCUUCAAUGUCAACAAACAACUCAUUUUUUUUGCAGAAGUCGAAAAGCUCCUUGCUCCGCUAGAGAGCAUGUUGGACAAGGCCUUCGAUGACGGAGACUACGAAAAAGUUUCGACUGGAUAUUCAGAAGAUGCGGCCUUCGUUCAUCUUGGGAAUAGUGUCGUUAGAGGCAGAAAAGGUACUUAUUUUAUUAGAGAGACAAUAACUAGAAGCUUCAAUUGUAAGCAUAAAAUCUCGAUUUCAGCGAUUGCUCAGGCCUUCUCCAAAUUCAAUGGCCUGGACGCCACGACCAUGACAAACGAGAAGACCCAUGCGUUUGAUAUAAACGAUGGUGAAUAUUUGAUGAGAAAGGGACGUUAUCGUUUCGCUGAUGGACCAUGGAUGAGAUACAUGCAGCUUUUCCAUCGGCAGGCCGAUGGCUCUUAUUUGAUCGUCCAUGAUGAAUUCGAAUUAAAACAAUAG
This is a messenger RNA of Bursaphelenchus xylophilus (pine wood nematode), 805 nucleotides long. NCBI's taxonomy places the organism in Eukaryota, Metazoa, Nematoda, Chromadorea, Rhabditida, Aphelenchoididae. The record is from the annotation of a GenBank genome assembly.